Molecule: messenger RNA, 423 nt
Organism: Pyrus x bretschneideri (Chinese white pear)
Lineage: Eukaryota; Viridiplantae; Streptophyta; Magnoliopsida; Rosales; Rosaceae
Exons: 2
Coding region: 72-392 (106 amino acids)
Source: RefSeq, a predicted model, not a curated record
UAGAGCAGAGAAAAUGACGCCGCACCACUGUGAAUGUCCAAAAGCUCGAGAAAAAGCAAAAGAGAGCAAAAAUGUCGAAGCUCGGUUUUCUCCGCGCCGUAAUCACGUCAAACCUCGCCGUACGUAGGGCCGUGCCGCAGAACCGCGGCCUCUCUAUGCUUCUCGGCGAACCGGGGAGACGAUUCUCAACAAAAGCCGAAAACCCGCCUCAGAACUCCCUGCCGUCUGAUCAGCCGCAUGAUGCUUCACCAAUCGAACCUUUUCUCCAAACCCCAACCACAGGUUUGGUGUAUGGGAAGCUGCUUGGAAUCUCGAGGUAUAUGCUGAAGACUGAUGUGGUGAAUAAGCUGGAGGGUUGUAAUUUGAGCCUGGAGGAUGUCAAAGUUGAUUAAAAUCGGGCCUUCAUGCCGAUGGGAAUGUAAA